GCUAACCGGAUGUUACGUAAAACUACAAACAACCCAAGGCUGCUGAAUUGUCUGGGGCAAAGCAGCAUUUUCUUAAAUAACCAUAACUGGAAAACGAUAAUAAAUCACUACUGGAAACUUAUCAGGCUAUAGAAGAAAACUGGGACGGCUGAAGAGCUAGGUUGGAAAAAGUUUAUACAAAACCAUGGUGGAAUAUUAUCACAUUUUAGGAGUCCUAAGAAAUGCAUCUCAAGAAGACAUAAAAAAAGCGUACAGAAAAUUGGCACUAAAAUGGCAUCCUGACAAAAACCCAGAAAAUAAGGAAGAGGCAGAGAAAAAGUUCAAAGAACUUUCUGAGGCCUAUGAGGUUCUGUCAGAUGCCAACAAGAGGAACAUGUAUGAUCGCUAUGGUAAAGCAGGCCUAACAACAAACAGUGGAGGAGGUGUUGGACAUUACCACAAUGGUGAUCACUUCAACGAAGGGUUCACGUUCCGCAAUCCUGAAGAUGUCUUCAGAGAGUUCUUUGGCGGUCGAGAUCCUUUUGCAGAUUUCUUUGGAGGGGAUCCGUUUGGGGAUGAGUUCUUCGGUGCAGGGAGGAGGCACCACAGGGGAGUGAGCAGGAGUCGAACGGGGGGACCCUUCUUCGGAGGAUUCGGUGGCUUCCCACCAUUUGGUGCAGGCUUCACAGCGUUUGACCCAGGUUUUACCUCUUUCGGACACAUGGGUCACAUGGGUCAUAUGGGUCCUAUGGGCCAUAUGAGUCACAUGGGUCAUCUGGGAGGAGGAGGAGGAGGAGGAGGCCAUGGUGGCUUCACUGCCUUCUCCUCCACCUCCUUUGGCGGCGGGGGUGGAGGUGGAGGAGGCGGGAUGGGCAACUUCCGCUCUGUAUCAACCUCCACCAAAUUCAUCAACGGCAGGAAAAUCACAACAAAAAGAAUUGUGGAGAAUGGACAGGAACGCGUAGAGGUGGAAGAAGACGGACAGUUAAGAUCACUAACCGUCAAUGGUAAGGAACAACUACUGCGACUGGAUAACAAGUAAUCUCCUGGAGCAUUACCAGCACAAACUUGAGCUCAAAAAAACAAUGUUAUGUCAUUGUUUGGAUGUUUGUACUUUUGUUUGGUUUUCCCUUGUUAGAGUUUGUAGGUCAGUGUCCAUUGAGUAAAUUAAAUUUUCUAUGCAUUUUGUUAAUGUAUUUAUGAAUUCGAGCUGUCAACAAUUUGGCUCAGGAUGGAGUGUUAUACUUGCGUUUGGGACCAUGGUGUAAGUAAGUUAGGAUCAGAGAACUUCUGUUUGUACUGUCUUUCUGUAUGCACUUCUUCGCUCUAUUGCAGUCUCUCUCUGAUAAUGUUUUGGACAAGGAACGCUUUGUGCAUUUGGAUAAAGCAUGACUUUGCUUUUUCAUCUGGAUAUUAAUAUGAGUGUUAACUGGAAAACGUAACCCUUGCUUUAAAACCCUGUUUACGACCUGAUUGCUUAUCUAACCUUUGUUAGUAACAUUUCUUUUAUAAAUGCUGGUAGAAAGUGUUAAUAUGCUAUUUUAUUUGUUCUAAUACGAGUGUUUUUAGUUGUUUUGUUCAUUUCAGCAUGUAUGCCAAUAAAUGUUGUUCAGUCUUAAUGUUAUGAUUGCAUAACCAUGCACAAAUUAACCAUUCAUUAUAUAAAUGAUACAUGAAUAUACAAGGMAUUUUGUGUACUUUGUAAAACAAUUUAAAAUCAAUAAAUAUGAAUUUCAUCCUUUUUUGGGGAUUGGACGGACAGUCUU
Salvelinus sp. IW2-2015 is the source of this 1745-nucleotide messenger RNA. RefSeq names its product dnaJ homolog subfamily B member 6. Lineage: Eukaryota; Metazoa; Chordata; Actinopteri; Salmoniformes; Salmonidae. Gene Ontology annotation, molecular function: Hsp70 protein binding. The record is from RefSeq and is a predicted model, not a curated record.